Messenger RNA from Achroia grisella, 5103 nucleotides. RefSeq names its product RAD50-interacting protein 1 (gene Rint1). Gene Ontology annotation, biological process: endoplasmic reticulum to Golgi vesicle-mediated transport; regulation of ER to Golgi vesicle-mediated transport; retrograde vesicle-mediated transport, Golgi to endoplasmic reticulum. The coding region runs from base 127 to 2643 and encodes 838 amino acids. The record is from RefSeq and is a predicted model, not a curated record. NCBI's taxonomy places the organism in Eukaryota, Metazoa, Arthropoda, Insecta, Lepidoptera, Pyralidae. The transcript has 14 exons. Gene Ontology annotation, cellular component: Dsl1/NZR complex.
UAGAUAAUACAGGUGAAAAAUAAAAAAUAUUUGGAAGGAAAUACGUGUAAUAACCUUUUAAAUGUUCAAAAAUUUACUUCAUGAAUUUAAUACUUCUAAUGUACAUAAUUUAAAAAUCAUUCCACGAUGAACGAGGAAGAUAAGAAAAAUAUAAUUCAAGACCUUAAUUUAAGAAUUGGAAGCGACAUUAAUGAUUUAUCUAAUGCCAGUGAAAUAGAAAAUCAGCUAGUAGUGCGAAGGGAUCAACUUCAAAGCUCUUUAAAUUUAGCAAAUAAUUUGGUGCCCACGAAAUUAUCAUCUGCACUAAAAAAAGCAGAAAAAAAUUCAACUCAAAUCAAUAAUCUUAAAAACAAAAGUGUAACAUUGAAAUCAAGAAUAGAAAGCUUUUUAGAAAAGACAGAACCAUUGAGGGAUGGGCUGAACAAGAGAUUCACAGCCAUAAACAAAUUAGAACAAACUCUAAUUUAUUUAAAAUCUUUCGAAAAGAUUGAUGAUAUAAGUCGUCAAAUGAAACAAUGCAAUGAUGAUGAACAGCUAGUCUUAUGCUAUGGAGAACUCAAAGAAUUGUGUAACCAAUACAAGGAUGGCCACAGAGGUGUUUAUGUCAGGGAAUACACACAUUACUGGCAUAAUAUAUUAAAAGACAAGCUUACCAAACAUUAUGAAGAUGUAUUGAAAUUACUAAAAUGGCCAAUAACAACUGCAGAUAACUCACCACCCCCUAAAGAAGUAUUGGUUAAAUUUAGCAAUCUGACAAGAUACCUAUUUUUAAUUGAAGAACCUGAGGGUUUGCAUACUAACAGUAUUUCAGAACUAGCUGAAGAGCAGGAUCCAUGUCUUCCUGUUAAAAUAUUAUUACGGCCAUUAAAAAAACGUUUUACAUUCCAUUUCACUGGCUCAAGACAAACAGCUAGGAUUGAUCGCCCAGAGUGGUUUCUCACUCAGACACUGGCAUGGAUAAAGGAUCAUCAAGGUUUUAUUAAGAAUAAUGUACAGCCAGUUGUCGACAAAUUGCAGUUGAAGAAUGUUAAAACAGUUGAUGAAUUUAAUGCAGGCCUCAUAUCAUUAGCUGCAGAGAGACUUCAUACUGUAUUAGGAUUGUAUCAUACACAACGAAAGAAAGGUGAACUAGUAGAUGUGGACGCAGCCUUCGCUCAUGCUGUGGACGAAACCUUAGGAUUCCAUAGAGAGUUUGUUACUGUAACAGGAAAGGAUGGUAACAAUGUACUCUCUGUUUUGACGAAAGCGGAAACUUUCGUUAGAUGGCUGGCUGUUGAAAAGAAAUAUGCUCUCGCAAAAAUGGACGAGACUCUCGACAACGACCAGUGGUGCGAGCCAGUGGCGAGCGGUGUCACUUCAGCUGUUGGUACCGUACUGUGGGUGCCGCGAGGUGCAGACUGGUUCAUAACACUAUUGAAAACUAUUGAAGAUCGGUACGCCGUGUUGCCACAGCCUGGUCAUAGGCUCCAGUUCCUGGAGAUGCAACUGGAGCUGGUGGAGGAGUGGCGCGUGCGUCUGACGCAGUUGCUGAGCGCGGCGGCGGAGUCUCUGGGUGUGGAUUCCCUGUUAGCUACCGACGCUGCACCACUCGCCCUUACCGCCGUUGUUAACGCCGCGCACCAUACACGCACCGUAUUGCUGCAAUGGGCGCACUCCUUGCAUUACCUGCAACUGCACUACUACCGGCGUCAGUUCCAACACUUCACACAGCAGCAGCACCGCGAAGAGAGCAUUAAGUCGUCGUCCAGUUCCGAAGAUGAUGAUAUAAAUGCUAAUGGCCUAAGACUUAGUAGUUACGUAUUUUCAGAAGGCGAAUCUGAUGAGGCUAUGUCCUUAAAAGAAGUAGAAGAACGCGCUAAAACAUUAGCACUUAAUGCAGUUUCAAGAAGGAAUUCCUUAGUUACGGAUAUUAGUAAAUUUGAACUUGUUGCCCCGCUCGCCAACUUGUCGGUAACGGAGCCUCUGUGGAACCCUGCCGUGGAUGGCAGCGCGUCUGGAGCUGAAGAGGCGGGCGUAUUCUCGGAGGCUCCCACGCUGCUCGCCCACCUGCGAGACGCGGGCCUUGCUGCGAUCAUCGACCACAUUCUAUUCGAGUUCAGAGCUUCUCUACGGGACUACAAGAAACAGAAAUGGCACGCGUGGAUGAUGGUGGAGGAGAUGGCGCUGUCGGUGUCUGCGUCACUGUGCCGGCCGCUGUCGGCGCUGCUGGCGCGGGUCGCCGCCGCCCACCAGCGACUGGCGCCACCGCUCGCCAGGCGCAUGCGCGCCGCACUCGCUCAUCACGUCGACCAGUACAUCUUUGAGGAAGUUGUAUUGCAGAAUUGGUUCAAUACGGGAGGAACAGUACAAUUUACGCACGAUGUUAAAAGAAAUUUAGUGCCAGCUUUUACACUUCCAUAUAAAGUUUCUUCUCAAAUGAUCCAAUUGCCAAGAUUAUUAGAAUCGUGUAAACUUCUAAAUAUGGACUACGACGACGCGCGGCGAUUACGUGCCUCUCUAUCCAAACAACCGAACCUCGCUGUGGAGAACUUGUCAACCCAUGGGAUCCGCCACGUGCAGCCCAAUGAAGCGCUACAAAUACUGAGCCAAAGAACCGACCUUAAUGAGUCCAGUUCACCAUCCUCGGUUAUGGAACUUUUCUGAAAUUUCGAAGGAGGAGGCAUCUAAGGUGUGUAAAGUAAUGGGAUAUGAACACACUGUUAAAUUUCCAGUUAUAUUAUCUAACAAUGAGCCUAAAUCUUCCAAUACUUAGGUCGGCGAAUUCAAUAGCUAUGACGGGGCGCCUAUUAAACUGUAAUGUAUUUAUAUGAGUAAUGUAACCAACUAUAAAAAUCGUGUUAUAAAUAUUUCGGUUAUAUAUAUAUAAUUAUGAUUUCUCGAUAAUAUAAUUGGAUCUACAAAAGAUAGGUUUGAUAAUUAUUAUUUUGUAAUACAAGUAAUAGCAUUAUUUUGCCCAAGUUGCACACUAUAUUCUCUCCAUAUUUUACUGAUUAACUAACUCUAUCCAAUUAAUUAAAACAUCAUGUUUUAGUAUAAGGAAUAAUAAAAAUAUGUAAAAUGUAUAUAUUAGAUUGAAAUUAAAAAAUCAGUAAUACUAUUAUAACAUGCUUUUACAUUAAAAGUCGAAACCAACCUUUUUGGAGGUACAGAAUUUGAUUUAUAUUAUUAUAUAUAUAUAAUGUAUUAAGUAAGUUCUAGAAUGUGGAACACAAAAUUCUAUAUUUACCUAUAUACGUAAUGUUAUGUGACAUUAUAAAUCAAACUGUACUUUUAAAGCAUAGCAAUACUUAUUGAGGUACUUGUCUUGUAUUUAUUAUUACAUCCUAUACAUUGCUCACAAUUGAAGUCAUUUAGUGUAUACCCCUACGUCUAUACAUUACAAACUUUGUCAACUCUACAUUAUUACCUAAUAAGUCAUUCAGAAUAUUCCAAAUAUUUUUAACCACCUGAACUAAUAUAUAAAUUGGUAACCUCAUAAAGUUAAUAUUUACAAAUAAGACAGACUGAAUGUACUUCGCCCUCAUGUAUUGUACAUAGUUGAUAUUGGAAUAUGGUUGUAUUAUUAUUAUAUAUUUUGUAGAUUUUUCAAUCCAUGAUGUCAUGCGGAUACACAUAUAGAAGAUAAUGUUGCAUUUUUCUAGUACAUUGUGUCGCUUUAACAUAAUUAGAAAAAUUACAUUGGCUUAAACUGCUUCAUAUUAAUCGUAGUACCUAUGCUAUUCUAAAUUAUCUUAGAAAAUACUCAUUUAAUUUUAUUUACAUAGUAGAAUAACCAUAUUACAUUGCUUUAAACUUUUUUUACGGUUGUUUAUCAUUUUACCGUGAUAAUAGUGCAUAAAUAAUGUUGUCAUUAAGUAUAUCUCGUGUAAAUAAUGUGUAUAUUAGUAGGUACAUUGUGUUAUUAAUUUAUCCAAAGAUUUACAAAUUAUAUAAAGUUAGAGUUUACCAGAGGUAGAGACUGUACAGUCUUUGGAGAUACCGUCUUAUCUAUUUCAUCCGCCAAGUAGCUUACUUUGUAAGCUGUUUUCGGUUGGGGGAUGAUAAGAGUAAAUGUGAAAAUACAAAAAGGUGAUAAGAGUGAAAUUACAAGAUACUGAGAGUUAUGAGUGAUGACCAUUCAUGCUGCUCAUGUGUAAUUAGACUUAAUGGAUUGAAUUAUCUUCAGAAUUAAAAUAGUCUUUUAGCAAAAAUUUUGUUCCUGUACCACCCGACUUAGCAACGCUUUCCCGUUAGUAGUUGUAAUCAGCCGGCUUAUUGGACCUUAGUAAUGAUUCAUAUCAAAUUGCUAUUUUAACAUAUCUGUAGAAAUAUAACUGGUAAUCGUCAGUGCUUGUAUCAGAUUUGAUUGCAUGCACGUCACGCUGUCAUUUUUUUGUGAAAGCGUGGCGUGCGUUUGGUAGUGAUUGCUAAAGAAACAGUGUAGGCCUCCUCCUUUAUGAGAAUAUUGCUGAUAUCUUACAUCUAUCACGUAUAUGGACGAUCAAUAUCGCUAUGAUAUAAAUAUGUUUUCUUUUGUAUAUGUCUAGUAUUUUAGUAGUGCUAAUUAAAUUAUAUAGUAAUUUAAUAUUUUGUAUAUGCGUUUUGUAUUUUUUACAAUUGUUACUUUUAAGCUUUCGUCUCUAGUACUCAUUUUUCUAAUUAAUAGUUUGUUAGAUCUUGAACGAAUUAUUUAAUGGUAAAUUGGUAGCACACUCGAUGUUUAAAAUAGAUUCCACUAGCUGUGGUCAUAAGCAGCUAAGUAUGGCAGUUCCCGCCCGCGCACUUAUUUUAUUGUGUGUGAGAUAGUGUGAGUAAUAGUGAUUACCUAGCAAGUAAUGAUAUUAAUUUAUAAUGUAUCCGUGACAUCUACUAUUAAUAUAAACAAGAUAUUUCUGCGUAGUGUACAUUUAUGUUACGACAAUUUAAUAUUAGCAUUAUUGUACGUUUAUUUAUUAAGUCAGUUACUAUAGUAAAUGUCAUUAUUUUAAUAAUUAAGUAUGACCCAAAAAAAUUGCAACAAUGUUGUAUUGUGGUCGAUCCUUUUACAUUUCGUUGUAAAAAUUCUGUCAAAAAUUUUGACAAUUUUUUUUAUACUUAUAUAAAUUUUGUCGAAGAUAUAAGUAU